CAACAAAGACUCCAGGAGCGCUGAACUGCACACAAAGCACGAAUUGUCUCUGCGCGUUUAAUUUUUUUAUCUCUUGCGCUGGGAGGACAAUGCCUUUGGGGACCGGACUUUUGCUCCUGAUGGUGCUGAAUGCAUCUGCUUAUGAACUGGAGCAAAACGACUCCUAUUCAGCCAGGAGAGUACGCUUCUCUGUCAACAGCCCUACAGAUGUGGCACGCUGCCUCAACAGUGCCCUCCAAGUUGGCUGCGGAGCGUUUGCUUGCCUGGAAAACUCAACAUGUGACACAGAUGGCUUGCAUGACAUUUGCAAGUCCUUCCUGUACAGUGCUGCUAAAUUUGACACUCAGGGUAAAGCAUUUGUAAAGGAGAGCCUUAAGUGUAUUGCCAAUGGCAUAAUCUCUAAGGCAUUCCCCUCCAUCCGCCGCUGUUCCACCUUCCAAAGAAUGAUAACUGAAGUCCAGGAGGAGUGCUAUAGCAAGCUGGGCAUCUGCACUGUCGCCCAAGCUAAUCCAGAUGCUAUUGGUGAAGUUGCACAGCUACCAAGUCAUUUCCCCAAUAGGUUUUAUGGUAAGUUACUACAGAGCCUGAUGGACUGUGAUGAGGACACUGUUGACCGUAUUAGAACCAGCAUGGUGCCACGUCUGGGUCCGGAGAUGACCAUGCUCAUACAGUUGCUGCAGGACAAGCCCUGCCCCUCCACUGAUAGUGCAGCAGCCUCUGCUGUACCAACCGGCGUAGAGACCCGUGCAAGCUGGCGCUGGUCCGUGGGUUCCAACAUGUACAAAAUCCAGCCCAAUGUGCGAAACAGAGACUCAACCAGCCAUUUAGGCAAAAAGCGCCCUGGCAGUGAUGGGUCCUAACUUUCACUCAAAUAAGGAAAACUCCACACAGUUCUCAAAACAACACAUAUAUUUUGGCCAUUCCCCAGCGGUGAUGAAAUCUGUGUCUCUUGUAGUUUGGAAAUUAUUGAAACAUGCACCUCUUGGGAAUGCCAGACUGCCCAUAGAGUCGAUAUCAGUUUGAUUGUUGUUAUAUUGUAUAUCCUACAUGUUAGGCUUGAGUGAACCCGUCUUUCAUUGAUUUCUAAAUGUGUCUGCUCACACUCUGUGUUGAACAUGUGGCUGACAAAAAACAAAAUGUCACUUUUCAAAAUUUCCUCAUGAAUAUAAGUCAGUAGCUUAAAUAUUAUUGGUUGAAAUUAUUGGUAGGUGUUUGUUAUAUUUCUUCAACGAGACCAGUAAAAUGUGAGCAUGAGGUAUGGGUGUCAUAGCACUUAACAUAAUACUUAAAUGUACUGUAUACCAACUUAUAUGAGACAGCCAUAAUCUGCCCUCUAAAAGAGUGCUCAUAUGGACUAGGUCUGUGGUGGUUUUAUGUUACCUUAAAGUGACCAAAAACACCUAAAACUGCCCUGAAUGCAAUCCAUUAAAAUGCCAAAAUGCUUAUCUUUAGCACAUAGAGUUUAGGUUUUAUUUUCCUGAUGGCAGAAAAAGGAUUGUCCAGGUCUUGGCCAAGUCUAUCUAAUAUCUUAUAUCCAGACACUUGCAAUGUAUAAGACUGUUGAGCUACAUGCAGAACCAGUUUAGUUCUUAACUGAGUGAGAAGCAUCCAUGUAUGUGUAGUAACUGAAUGACAUGUUCACUAAUGAGAGUGAGAGCAGCCAUCCUCUCGGACUGUGAUGAUCUUUGCUCUCGGAGGUGAACCAUGUGACACUGAGUUCCUGUAUCAAGACAGAGACUAUUUAAAAAAAGCCUUGAUGAUAUUUAUUUUCCUACUUCUUUAUUUAAUGUUUCCUUUUAUUUUAUGCAUUACUGUAGUUUAGCAUAGUUUACAGGUUAAUAGCAGUUAAUUCAUGACUCCUAUUUGAACAUGAGCUCUAUGCCAAAAAAAGGUGAGAUAACACUCUGGUGACUGAAUGGGACCUGUGUCAUGACUCUGUGCUGGCCAUAGGGGAACAAGGUUGGUCAUUCAGGUGAGAUGAUUUCAUUUGAGGGUGUUUAAAGAGAAUGCUUUUGUUUUCAAACAAAAGCUGCUGUUGCUAGAAGUCCACUUUCAGAGAUUUUUGUGCACUUUAGUGAACAUUGACUCAGUAACACAAACACCAGUGUAAAGAACCCUUUAAAAAUGUGCCACUAAUGCGAUCUAUUCGACGUGUCAUACACCUGAACUGCUUUUACAAAUUGAUUUGUGUGGUAAGUGCUAUGCUGCUAGUUCUGGUUAUAGUGUGUGGAUUCUGAAGGACGUAGUAACUUGGCAACUUUGAACAAUAGACUGCAAAGAUUAUCAUAAUAUUAUCAUAAAUGCCAUUUUCUACAUUUGCCUGGACAUAAGUAACAAGAAGAAAUGGUGUAAAAAUGUGUCACAUAAGCCUGUCGCUCCGAAUAUUCGGAUUGGAUUUGACAGGAUUUAAAUAAAAUUGUAAUCCAGCCGAAGGAAUGGUUUAUAUCGAUUAACUACUCUGAUUGGCAUGCAUGUAAAUGCUUGACAGAAUUAACUAAUUCUAAAUGAGGAAUGUUGACCUGAGUGCAUGUGUGUGCAUUCCAGCAAACAGAUGCAGUUUGUUAUUUAACAGAUUAAAGAGUGAAAGAGCAUAUAUUUGCUAUACCUAUUAAUUCUUCGAACAGGUAUAGCACUUGUUGAAGUGCUCCUUCAACAAGUGCUAUACACAACAAGUGGGAGCACUUCAACAAGUCCUCCCACUUGUUGCAGUGCUUCAGCAUGUCCUCAGAAAACUGUCUUAAAAAUAACAGCUUAUGAAUGCUAGAAAUAACUACCCUUAAGUCUUCUUUUCUCAGCAACGUCAUUUACACUAGGGCGUUAAUGUUAAAAGAAACAGGUAGUACUUAUUUUGUAUACACUGAUCAAAAAAAGAUCCAAUUCAUUAAAGCCCUUUUUCAUUGAAAAUAGCUUGUUAACCCAUUUUCAAUGUAUUUCAAACAUUGGUCGACAGGCUUACAAUUGGCAUUUGGCUCCCUUCCCACUGGCAACAAUUGCUGGGUCUAACCCCCUGUUGGCAAGCUGCGUGGCCUCUAUCCCCCUGCAGCUGUAUGUCUGGUGACACCAUCACGCUGGGUUAGCGCUAAUGACAUCACCAGUGUUAAAGAAAUCAGGAAAGUAAACAAUGGAGAGCAAUAUGUAGAGGAGCAAAGGCGUAGUCCGUGUUCUUUAUUGGUUUGCUCUUUUAUCUGUCCGAAUCCCAUUUCACCAGAGCUAAGUCAUGUUUAUCGAAUGUAAACACAGUUGUUUUGGCUUGUUAGAUCAGAUGUGAAUGGUCUAGUGUAGUGACUUGCCGAUCAGAGCCGAGGCAAUUUUAACGUGGGCCACUUGCCGAUUCGUUUGACUGUUCCAACUACUUCAAAAAGCCAAUUUUUCCCGGGUUUAAACAGUUCUUUCAGCCAAUAGGAAAGGGGUAUAAAUUCUGAACUAGCUGAUCAAUAGCCUGCACUAUUGAAGCUGAAAAUCAACCAGUGAGAGACAUCUGAUAGCUUCUCAGUGAAUCUCUAAAACUGCUGAAACCAUUUUUUCUAAUUAAUUUUCUUUAAACAUAUGACAAUUACUUGGUAAAUUAUUCUGAUUAUUCCAAAAUGAUCCAUUGUGCAUUUACACAAUUAAAUAAAGGCCUCUACUAGAUAUUAACUGAGCAACUGUAUUUCUAAAUCAGGUCUUUAACGUGAUACUAUGUAUGCACCUAUGCUUUAGGUGCUGAGAAGGGUCUUCAUGCUGGUGUUUGACUUCAGAUGUACCCUUAUGAUGAAUUAUGGUUUGGCACUGUGGACUUCAAGAGAUAAUAGAUGGCGUCUGUUGGCUUAGAGUGAAAUGAAUUUAGUUCAGCUCCACCGGUUUAUUAAAAUAUGUGCACAUCAAGAAAGCAUUAUAGAAGGGAACGUCUACCUUUGGUUAAGUUUCAUUUAAAAUUUAAUUUAUUUAAAAAAAACUUAAAUAUCAAAAAUAGUUCUGAUUACAAUGGUUCUAUUGUUGAUAGAGGUUUUUUUUGUUUUGACUUAAUUAAAGAACCGAUGGCAGUCUUUUCAAUGCAAGUUAUUUUGUCUUGACUAAAGCACAGAUAUUAUAAAGAAAAAGUUUUAUUUUUCAGUCUCACUUUAAGAGCUAAACUAAGAAUUCCAAACUAUGCAAUAAUAACUGAGAAAGGAUUCACUUUAACACAGAAAUUGACCUUUAUUUCAUCCAUCUCCAGCUGAUGCUGCUUGAGUAAAGCUGCACCAUGUGUGCUCUCAUGCUGCACUCACAGUGUGAAUGCAUUGCACCUCUGUGAUGUUUUCUCUUUCCGUGCUUUGUCUAAAACCAGUUCUUUUGUUCUGUGAACAGGAAUGCUUCUUUCAUGUCAUGAUGUGCAAAAGGGGGGAUAUAUUCCUAAAGAAAUACUCGGUAGUUAAGAACUAUAGUGACACUGUAGUAUAUACUAGCUUGUAUUUUAUUUUGAAUAUGCACUUUGCAUCUUAACCACUAUAAAGGGCAUUGAAAACAUUCAGCAUGUUUGCAACUGAGGCAUAUUUUACUUACCCAGUGAAUGGAGACGAGUUUGAAUGCUGCGUAUCCUGAGGGGUUCAAGGCUUUUUCGUGUUCUGUUGAUCCAUUCGUGUGUAUCUUUGUUGACCAUGGGUAAAUCUAAAACCCAACAGCUGCUGCUAAAACUACCCUGUAUGAUGCUGGAAUCUGUCAGCACACAAUGAGCUCAGCAUCAGUCAUCUAAACGUCUUACUGUUGUUCAAUGUCUUCAUAUUUAUUUUUCUAUCAUGUCAGAUUAAUUUGGCAAGGGCAAACUGACUGUUUCCUCACCAAGUAAAAUGUAACCAUAAUUUUAGAGAAUGUACCUGCAUACUGAAUGUCUCCAGUCAAGGACAGGCCAAGUUGGCCAAGAAAGCUUUUGAGAAAACUCAAAGUCCUAGAAGUUUUUUCUUUUCUUUUUUUUUUCAUUUGAAUCCUUUUUUUACAUUUUUUUUUUAUCCAGGUAUUGGGUGCUUAAGUUGAAACUGGAGCAUAGCUAGAUUGGCCUGUGGUGAGCUUUGUCAAACUGUUCCUGUUACUACUCUAAACUGAAGCCGUCUCUCACUUCUGGAGCUUCAUGGUACUCUUUGCCCUCAAAACUUGAAACAGAUUAUUGUGCUUUAAUUUGAAAAUCUUCAGUGAUAAGUAAAAAUCUAAUUUAGUUUUAAUACAACAGUGAAGGUUAUUUUAGAUAUUCAGACAUAUCUGAUUCAAAACUGUGUUUCUAUUAUAGAAGAUCACUGAAGUCUCUCAUUAUAGAUUCUAUGUAACGCAUGAUAAACCCUUGUGAUUCACUUGCACUUUAAAAUACACCCAUACAUAUAUAUGCCCACACUGUGUAUAUGUUUGGGUUUUUCCUCUGUACUGAAAAGUCAUAAAAGAUACAAAUGCAUCAACUGUGUGUCUUUUGCUGAUCAUAAAAAAAUAAACUAUUUCUCAAAUC
Molecule: messenger RNA, 5449 nt
Organism: Cyprinodon tularosa
Lineage: Eukaryota; Metazoa; Chordata; Actinopteri; Cyprinodontiformes; Cyprinodontidae
Gene: stc1
Product: stanniocalcin 1
Exons: 4
Coding region: 90-860 (256 amino acids)
Biological process (GO): intracellular calcium ion homeostasis
Cellular component (GO): extracellular region
Molecular function (GO): hormone activity
Source: RefSeq, a predicted model, not a curated record